Clavispora lusitaniae ATCC 42720 is the source of this 1008-nucleotide messenger RNA. It is a transcript of the gene UFE1, whose product is annotated as Ufe1p. The record is from RefSeq and is a predicted model, not a curated record. Gene Ontology annotation, biological process: retrograde vesicle-mediated transport, Golgi to endoplasmic reticulum. Lineage: Eukaryota; Fungi; Ascomycota; Pichiomycetes; Serinales; Metschnikowiaceae. Gene Ontology annotation, cellular component: endoplasmic reticulum; SNARE complex.
AUGAGCGAUUUGACGCCUUUAUUCCGAAAAUGUGUUAAUAUCGUCCAAGAGGAAUUGGGUCUGUCUUUAUCCCCACCACCUGAUACACAAUUUCCGUCCUACUUUGUGAAUGACUCCUUUCUCAAAGAAUGUAAAGAAGUCUUUAGCAACUUAGUCAACAUGGCAACGUUCAUCCAGAAAAUUAGACCUCUUUACUUACAGGUGAGCGAUGAGCUCUCUGAAUUUGGACUGGAGCACAGGAAAGAACUCCGCGUCGAAGACAAGAAUAAGAUCGACGAAGAAUUCAAGGUCAACGUACAGAAGGUAUAUGAAAAGUUGAAACAUUUACAGUCGUACGAAAAGAAGAGAAAUGAUGUCAUGACUUCGAUGAAAAAACAAAAAGGAUUUGUACUGGCUUUGUUUUCAGUUGAUGAAUACGAGCCAAAAUCUCUCUAUGUGUCUACGCUCUCCUCUCACCGGACACAAAUAUUAAGAUUCUUGAACGAAACUACUAAGAAUGUGAAUCAAAAGUUUGAAAAAAUGCAACGCAAGCGAUCAGAAAGAGAGAAGCAACUUAAUCUUCUACAUUUCCAAAACCUCGAUGAUGAUGAAAUGGAUGCUGUCGAUGCAUAUCGCUCGGAAUAUCAGAUUGAUAUUCAAUCAUACCCGAAUGAACAAGAAACUUCAAAUGAAAUAGCAGAGCUUAGUCAAGCACAGCUUCAAGAACUUGAACUGGAAAAUAAGGAGCUUCUUACGUUGAAAACCAACGAAUUCAAGCAGGUGGAAAAAUUGCAUCACUCAAUGGUUGACAUUGUCAAGUUACAAACUGAGUUAACAAUGCACCUUGAGACUCAAGCAGAGCAAAUUGAGAAUCUUCUAGACAGUCAGGACCAAGUGGAAGUUGAUUUACGAAUGGGUAACAAGAACCUUGCUAAAGCAACUGAUAGAAACAAAAGAGGUUCCAAAAUCAUCAUUACAACAUGUUUUGCUCUUGGGCUUCUAAUUCUAUUCGUGGACUAUAUAUCUUAA